This is a messenger RNA of Solanum pennellii, 4390 nucleotides long. Its product is annotated as pentatricopeptide repeat-containing protein At1g03560, mitochondrial. Gene Ontology annotation, molecular function: protein binding. The transcript is spliced from 2 exons. Lineage: Eukaryota; Viridiplantae; Streptophyta; Magnoliopsida; Solanales; Solanaceae. Bases 216 to 2351 code for a protein of 711 amino acids. The record is from RefSeq and is a predicted model, not a curated record.
AACUAAUACGGAGUAGAGACGAAUUACGGGUAUAUGUGAUUUUAUGUCUGAUCAAAUAUUAUGUUUAGUUGCCAAAAAUCCAAAAACUAAAGAAAAAAAUAAGUUGAGAAAUUGUUAAAAUCUUCUUCUUCCCCAAACUGAAGAAGUGAGAAAAACCCUUAAAUCCCACCUUUCUGCCAUUGCUGCAACUUCAAGAAUCACCACUAACCUCAGCAAUGGCACAAACAAAUUUUCACCCUUCACACAAUCAAUCACUCAACCAAAUACUUCGCAGUUUCAAACAAGUUAGGAUCGAUUACAUCAAUCCUCUGUAUCCGUUUAGCUCUAUUCAGACUCAUUCCAUUAAAAAGAUUCCUCUUUUCCGAAUGCCCAUAUCGGAAAAAUCAUGUAUUUACUUGAAUUUCACUUCAAAACCCAAAUGGGUAUUCACUAAUUCUAACAUUCCAUCUCCAGAAUGGGUGAAUUUUCCUCUUUUUCGAGUUCCCAAAUCCAAAAAACCGUAUUUUUAUGUAAAUUUCACUUCAAAACCCAAAUGGGUAUUCACUGGUUCUAACCUUCCACCUCCAGAAUGGGUGCAGCCAUUCGUUGAUCUUUCUGACUUAGUUACAGACCGAAAAGAUCUCAAACCGUCGCCAUGGGUGUCUCAAAUUUUGAAUCUUUUAGAUAAUUCACCAUUGAUGGAGCAGAAUUUAGAUGUUUAUUGUUGCAAAUUUCUCAUUAAAUUAUCGCCUAGUUUUGUUGCAUAUGUAUUGAAGUCAGAUUACCUUACAGGUAAACCCGAUAUCGCGUUUCGUUUCUUUUAUUGGGCUGGUAAGCAAAAAGGGUAUGCUCAUAAUUUUGAAUGCUAUGUGUUUUUAGUUAAGAUUUUAUCUGCUUCACGUGAAUUGGAUAGGAUUAAGCAUGUGUUUAGUGAAUUUAAGCAUAAAGGUUUCUUGAUGAAUGUGGCAGCUGUUAAUUCUUUGAUUAGGAGUUUUGGAGAACUUGGGAUGGUUGAAGAAUUAUUAUUUGUGUGGCGACAAAUGAAAGAAAAUGGUAUUGAGCCUAGUUUAUAUACCUAUAACUUUUUGAUGAAUGGACUGGUGAAUUCCAUGUUUAUUGAAUCUGCUGAACGCGUUUUUGAGGUUAUGGAAAGCGGGAAAGUUAAUCCGGAUAUUGUUACGUAUAAUACUAUGAUUAAGGGGUACUGCAGAUCUGGGAAGCUUCAAAAAGCAAUGGAGAAAUUUAGAGAUAUGGAGGUUAGGAAAGUAGAGCCUGACAAGAUUACCUACAUGACUCUGAUGCAAGCGUGUUACGCGGAGGGAGAUUUUGAUUUUUGUUUGGGACUCUAUCACGAAAUGGAAGAAAAGGACUUGGAUAUUCCACCACACGCUUAUACAUUAGUGAUUGGAGGGCUUUGUAAAAUGGGGAAGGUUUUGGAAGGGUUUACUGUUUUUGAAAAUAUGAUCAAGAAAGGUUUUAGACCUAAUCUGUCAAUUUAUACUGCUCUAAUUGAUUCAUACAUGAAACAUGGAAACUUGGAUGAGGCUAUGAGACUUUUUGAUAGAAUGAAGAAUGAAGGAUUUGAACCGGAUGAGGUAACAUUUGGGGUUAUUGUAAAUGGCUUAUGCAAGAGUGAGAGGUUGGAUGAGGCCAUGCAGUGGCUUGAGUACUGUAAAAAUAACAAUGUAGCUAUCAAUGCCAUGUUUUAUUCAAGUCUUAUUGAUGGUCUAGGAAAGGCAGGGAGAGUUGAUGAGGCCAGAGAACUCUUUGAGGAGAUGGCUGAGAAGGGAUGUACACGUGAUUCUUAUUGUUAUAAUGCGCUUAUCGAUGCCUUGGCCAAAAAUGGGAAAAUUGAUGAAGCUUGGGUACUUUUUAAGAGAAUGGAUGAUGAAGGUUGUGAUCAAACAGUUUAUACAUACACAAUAUUGAUCAGCGGCAUGUUUAAAGAACAUCAAAAUGAAGAAGCACUUAAAUUGUGGCAUAUGAUGAUUGAUAAGGGUAUAACUCCAAAUGCUGCUUCUUUUCGAGCCCUUUCAACCGGGCUUUGUCUUUCUGGCAAGGUGGCAAGAGCAUGUAAAAUAUUGGAUGAGAUGGCACCAAUGGGUGUUAUCCUGGAGACAGCUUUUGAAGAUAUGAUAAAUGUUCUAUGCAAGGCAGGUCGUUUAAAAGAGGCUUGCAAAUUAGCUGAUGGGAUUGUGGAUAGAGGUCGAGAAAUUCCUGGAAAAGUUCGUACUGUUUUAAUUAAUGCAUUGAGGAAAACAGGGAAUGCUGAUAUGGCAGUGAAGUUGAUGCAUAGUAAGAUUGGCAUUGGAUAUGACAGGAUGGGUAGCAUUAAAAGGAGAGUAAAGUUUCGAGUUUUGGUUGAAAGCUGAGGCAUUGGAUAAAGGGUAGCAUUAAAAGGAGAGUAAAGUUUCGAGCUAUGGUUGAAAGGUGAGGUGAAAACUGGAUAUUAGGGUUACUAUUGGGACAUCCAAGUUUGCUAUUAUGCUGUCAUGCGUGGUUAUUAGUGAAAUAUUCUGAGGCAAAAUAGACAUAGAUGUGACUGGAGAAGUAAUGAACAAGUCAUUUGACAAAGCUAUGCAUAUCUGCCAAUUUAUGGAGUUCUAACAAGCAAAGCAAGAGGUAAAGUUGAUUGAAAAUUUUGUCAAUAGAGUGUCUGAACAAUUCAUGUUGCUUGCGUUAGAUCUGCCUUCUUUUUGUUGAAACUGGAAGUAGUGUAGGGUAGCCUGACAGUCAACUCAUAAGAUUUAUGCCUACACCUUAUACUUUCUAUCAGUUGAUUCAGCAGUUCUUGCAAUUCAUUCAAAUAUGGGUACUCCCAGACAACUUAUCUCAUAUUUGUUGUAAAAGAGGUACUAUCACAAUUCCAGGCUCCAGUUUCUGAAGUAAUAAGCAGCUGGUAGAAUGCUUAUGUUUCUUCUUGGAGGUGGUAAAUGAUCACACAAUAACUGUGCUUUAAUCUUAAACCAUGUAUUGGAACUUAAGGACAUCCUACCUUGCCAGAUACUGCACAGAAGCUGAAAUUCAAACGCUUAUGGCUGUUGGCCUUUUUGGUGUAAUAUAUAUGAUGUAAAGGAUGAACAAUCUUAAACCAUGUAUUGAACUUUAGGACUUCCUACCCUGCCAGAUACUACACAGAUGUUGAAAUUCAAAUGUUUGUAGCUGUUGGUGUAAUAUGUAUAAUACAAAAGAUGAACGUAGCAUGCUAAAUUUCAUAGGACCUUUACAGGAAUGGGUUUUUGUAGAGCAGGAUUCCUUCUGUUUUUGUUUUUUGCAAUGAAGGAUCUCUAACCAGUGUACUGCCUUUGCACUAUCAUGGUUUAGGCUGCUCUAUUUAUAUAUUUACCUACCUAUUCAAUUUUGAGCAUAAUUCUUUUCUUUCCAAUUUUUCACUUGUCAAUUUUGAGGGCAAGGACAAAAGUCUAAGUUCACUUCUCCAAUAGGGGUCUCAGAAGCAAUGUAAAUUUUUCUUGAUAACUCAGCAAGAAUAUUACUAAUUACAAAAACCAGCUAUAAGAUAUGAUGAGAGUAUGCAAAAGCUGACGCAGUCAGGUUUUCCCUACUAAUCCUGUAGUGAGGUCAGAAAUCUCACUAGGUAUCCACUUCAUUCACAUUCUGAAGAUUACAUCAGAUAGUGACUACAUACAAGCACUUGAAUUCAAAUGCUUGCAUGCAAGAAGAAAUAUUUGAUAUGGGGAUAGGGAAGUGGGAGCUAAAACCCAGCAGCAGAUGUAACUAAUAUUUUCAGCAGGCAUUUCCUGUACAACAAGUAAAAGACACAUUGUCGUUUGGAACUUGGAGUGGACCCUUGGUGCACCUAUGAAGACUGGAGCAAUGUGACCAACUUGUUUGUUUCCAAGUCAUUUCUGAGGUAAAAUGUUCUUGAGAUCUUUUAUCUAGGAUGACUAAUUAAAUUUAUUGGCACAUAUGAGAACAUUACGAGGGAUAGUCGUACAGAAGUAGCAGCAGGACAUUGAGACUUAAAAUAAUGCCUACAUGUUGUCCUUUUUCCACUGCUGUACAUUUGUUUUUGUACAUUGGUUGAGUGGCAAAGAGAAUUUUGCACUGUGCUCUGUCAUCUUUGUUUUCUAACGUCUAACAUCACUCGAAGGAGCUGCUUUUCAGUUAAAAACAUCCACAACUGCAGUCACUGUAAUAGGACCAAUUUGCAUGUUCUACCAUCUGUGACAUUUGUAGGUAUAUACCUCUAUUGCUUAUCCAUUCCAGUGUUGUCACAGUCGUGUUUAAGCCUUGAAACGAGGCUCAAAAUGUGUAGAUCGGUUUGCCUUGCUUAAUGUGCCCUUUAGUGUGGUCAUCAAGGUUCUAAGGCAUAUUUUUUCUAGCCAACUCUCUUCUUCCUGAGAGACAACAUAAAAAAUUAAUAUUUUACUUUAUUGUAAUUUCUUUUCAA